Molecule: messenger RNA, 903 nt
Organism: Aspergillus mulundensis
Lineage: Eukaryota; Fungi; Ascomycota; Eurotiomycetes; Eurotiales; Aspergillaceae
Product: 5'-methylthioadenosine/S-adenosylhomocysteine nucleosidase family protein
Exons: 2
Coding region: 1-903 (300 amino acids)
Biological process (GO): nucleoside metabolic process
Molecular function (GO): catalytic activity
Source: RefSeq, a predicted model, not a curated record
AUGGUCAACCCGCGGUUAGCCCCCGAUGCCUACACAGUGGGGUGGAUUUGCGCCUUGCCACUGGAGCUGGCGGCGGCGAAGUUGAUGAUAAAGGAGCCUCACAACCCUCUUGACUCUCAACCCGCAAGCGAUCAUAAUAUCUACACCCUUGGGAGAAUUGGUCGGCAUAGUGUUGUAUUUCUAUGUCUCCAAACCGGUGUGUAUGGGACGACGUCAGCCGCAACUGCCGUAGCACACAUGAACUCCACCUUUCGAAAUAUCAGGUUCGGCCUUAUGGUUGGCAUCGGAGGAGGGGUGCCGACAAUGGCUGACGUGCGUCUGGGAGAUGUCGUGGUGAGCAAGCCGACCGGCGCAUUCGGUGCUAUUGUUCAGUACGAUUCUGGCAAAUCGCUGCCCAACGGCGUGUUCAAACAGACAGGCUCGCUCGGUCAACCGCCUUCCCUGUUACUAAAGGCCAUGUCUGAGCUGGACAGCAAUCCGACGUCGACGGGGGGUCAGUCGCUCUUUCGACGACCACAGCACGACUGGCUAUUUGAAAUUGGUCAUGACCAUGAGUCAGACCAUGCUGAGUGGUCGGCUUGUGACCAGAGCAACCUUCUCAAGCGACCCGUGCGUCCUAGCGACGGCUUGAUGAUUCACUAUGGCCCUGUUGCGUCCGGAAACCAGGUCAUUAAGGACUUAAAUAUCCGUGAUAAGGUCGCGCGUGAUCUUGGAGCCAUAUGUUUCGAGAUGGAGGCUGCAGGAAUCAUGGAAGAACGCGCUUCACUUGUCAUCCGGGGCAUCUCGGACUAUUGCGACUCACAUAAGAAUAAACAGUGGCAGGGAUACGCUGCCCUUGUUGCUGCCGCCUAUGCUAAGCAGAUCCUGAGCAUUGUCCCCGUGGCUGAGCUCCGCGAACGUUAA